UCGCCGUCGAGGGGGCGUGUCCGGCUCCGUCUGCUUGUGUGUCAGUAACACACACAGGCGACCAAUACCUGCUUUAUUAAAACACAGCACCAGUGUACGUGCCUCGGACCAGCGGUUGCAGCGCACGCCUGAAUGUGCGCAGACAAGGCAGUGUGCGUUUUGCACUGACUGGAGUCAUUAAUGCGAGCCGCCCUGCUCACCAGGAGACACAAUGUCCGACGCUGCUAGCGCUGCUAGUGCCGCUAGCGCUGCUAACCACGGAGACGCGGGGCUGAACGGGUCCUGGGUAGAGCUGGAGAUGAACAGAGGCCAUCAAGCCCAGGAACCGUCCUCAGCAGGUGAUCCGGCUCCGGGAAUGCUGCCGCUCCCUCAGGUGGAGGAAGAGGAGGCCAUAGUGGGGGGGCUGGAGCAUGUCCCUUCCUCGUCUUCAAUCCACAAUGGUGACAUGCAGAAGAUCCUGUUGGAUGCUCAGCACGAGUCAAGCCGCAGCAACUCUUCCUGUGACAGCCCCCCACGGCCCCACUCUCCACAGGAUGAGGGACAGAUCAUCUUUGAUGUGGACGUGACCAGCAGGAGAGACAGCCAAUCUGAGGAGGAAGUCCUAGACAAGGAGAGGGACAUGGACAUCCUGAUGAAGGACGCAGACUGGGUUGCUGACUGGUCCAGUAGACCAGAAAACAUUCCCCCCAAGGAAUUUCACUUUCGUCACCCUCGACGCUCAGUUUCACUCAGUAUGAGGAAGACUGGGGCCAUGAAGAAAGGAGGCAUCUUCUCUGCAGAGUUCCUCAAAGUCUUCAUCCCCUCGCUGCUGCUAUCGCACAUCCUCGCCUUGGGCCUGGGUGUCUACAUUGGAAAGAGGCUGACCACGCCACCUGCAAGCUCUUUCUGAACCUGAAAAUGAAGAAAAGUGCCUGAGAAGUAGCCGUGAGCUGCUGGAGAAAGUUUUGCUUUCGUGAGAAGAAUACCCAUCUCUCCCUGCCCUCCCUCUCAGUCCCGCCUGCCCCCGCUUCCCCUCCUUCACCCUGAGAUAUGACAUGUUCUCAGGAGAAAUGCAUCUGCCUUUUCCCCCCGUCUUCCUUCCUUCUCCUCUCUAUUUUUCUUGAACUGCUUGUUUUAUGACUGUAUGUAGAUAUCUUAUGUCCUUCACUCAUUUGUAUGAGCUUUCAAGACUUAAUAAGAUAAUACUCCUUUCCCCAAUAAUUGGGUGUAAAACUUUAUAAGGGGUGGGUUUACAGAAUGGGUUGCAGCAAUAAACCAAACUCCUCUAUCAAAUGCUAUUUCAGUGCCCUUUGAUUACCUAGCAGUUGUCAACUGUUUUAAAGUGACCACAGAUUGUGCCACCUGCACGAGUAGCCCAGCAUUCGACCAAAUUUAGAGUCGGCUACGCAGACUGCAAAUGUGAUCAUGCCUUUUUUGGGGGGGGGAAUGAGAUAUUUAGUUUUUUCUUCAUAAGUUUAUAUCAUCCUUUUUAUUUAUUUUACACCAGUGGUUGUUUAUAAAGAAGGUCUGACAAUGAAAGGAGUAAGCGUAGUGGCCAACCCAAACUAUAAGCGUUGACGAGGCAGUGUCUGUGAAGGUCUUAGUUUCAGUUCUAAACUGAAAGUAAACUGUAUUGCUAAGUGGCAGUGGCUGGAAACAGGGUGUUUUGUCGAUAUAUUGAUGUGAGUUGUACGGGCAGGAAGUGAGAUCUGUUCUGUGAGAACUAACAGUAUUCCCAAAUUGGAUCUUUGAAGUUUUUUUGUUCAUUUUGUCCUUUAAAGUGAAUCACCUGGGCUGUCUGCAGCUUUACCAUCAACUCCUGAGUACUUUUACUUCAGAUGGGCCUGAGUUUUUAGUAUUUUGUAAGUGAUUAUCAUUUGAAAAAGUCUAAAGUAUUUAUUGAAGUUAAAAUGAAUUUAUAGAAAUGUUAUUCCAAGAUAUGAAACUUUUAUUUGUAGCCAAACAUAUUAAGAUUAAAACAAUCUGUGGAGAAAUGGAGCGUGACUCCAACAGGCAGGAAGCAGCAAUACUCUCGUCUGUAUUUGCUUCUGAACUGAUGGAACUAAAGAGCAGCAGCUUCUAAGUGACUGAAGAGGGAUUAUAGAUUCUUGACCUCACGCAGUGCUGCUCCAAAACUUAUUAUCUUACUGUGGCUUCAGUGUAGUAUCUCUGACACUGGACUGUAGUAGAACAGAACCUGGGUCACUGUUUGUAGUGUAGAGGCUCACAUUUAGGUUUAUUCAGCAUGGAAUGCAAGGGUUGAUCAAACUGGCUUUAUGCAGAGCUGAUUCCUGUAGAUGACGUGUGCAGUGAGGUCUGAACCCACACGGUUCGGGGUGGCAGAGCACUGCGUUUACAGAUGUGCAGACUUGGAAACGAUGCACCGAGUUCUAGAGAAGGAGAUCAUUGCUGCCUUUCCCAGUGGCUUGUUGUCUUUUUAUUAUUUUUUUUUUGCAUUAAGUUGAACAUUGUUGCCUGCGAUGGACUGGCGACCUGUCCAGGGUGAACCCCGGACUCUGGCCUGAAAUUAGCUGAGAUAGGCUCCAGCAGACCCCCGUGACCCUGCAGAGGAUAAAGCGGGUAUAGAUAAUGGAUGGAUGGAUGGAUGAACAUUGUUGCGGAGCGAUAAAUCUCGGCAUGGCGCCAUUCUCUUGUCAAAACGCACCCGGUGUCAAAUUUCCCAGUGCGAGAAAAGAAAAGGUAAAGAAUUCUGGCUGGAACAAAAAAAAAGCACCUGACCAGCAGCGACCCAGCAAAACAAGCCUCCUCAUUAAAUCAUAUGUAGCACAUACAAGUCGAAAAGGCUUUUUUCUCUGAGACUUCUACUAAACUCUCUCUUGGUGUCGCUCUCAUGCUUCUGUACAGGUUUGAACAUGCGGUUUUGGAAAAUGGUAUAUUGGAUCAUUUUUGUCUUGUUCAGUUAAUUUUGAUCUUUUUCUUUUCUGAUAUUGAGUUAUGAACGCACAGAACAGGAGUGUGGUUUGACACAGAUCAUGUUAAACACAACUCCUUCUGCAGGGGCUGCAGUGGAAAUAGAGGGUGCACAAAGACGGUCCCCUCUGACCGCCAUGCUCUCAAAGUAGUUAGUGUAAUAAUGCUUUCAUUUGAAGUUUUUUCUCACUACAUUGGAAAAAUUGAUAAACAUUUUGUCAUUAAAGAUGACCUGAAUGAA
Molecule: messenger RNA, 3151 nt
Organism: Cololabis saira (Pacific saury)
Lineage: Eukaryota; Metazoa; Chordata; Actinopteri; Beloniformes; Belonidae
Gene: bnip3lb
Product: BCL2 interacting protein 3 like b
Exons: 6
Coding region: 212-889 (225 amino acids)
Biological process (GO): defense response to virus; mitochondrial outer membrane permeabilization; positive regulation of apoptotic process
Cellular component (GO): mitochondrial outer membrane; nucleus; mitochondrial envelope
Source: RefSeq, a predicted model, not a curated record